AUGUUAUGCAAUGAAGGAUAUCGGCAAGCUCUUAAAGCACGAAAAGAACGUGAUAAAACACGACGCAGAGAAUAUACCGGUGAUCUUGUUCAAUCUCUUCUCUAUACAUUUGUUCCAGCUCAUGCUUUAACAUCAAAUAAUGAUAUUCAUACACAACUACUUACAUGUAAUCUGUCACAUACAUUUGAUUAUCAAUUUCGACCACGUUCUCUACUUGAUCUAACUAAAGAAAAAGUUCAAAUAAAUUUUGAUCUUAUUAAUGAAAAACGAAAUGUAAAAUAUAAACGUAUACUUAAUGAAAUUCAAUUGAAUGAUUCCGAUUAUGAUUCUCAAUUGAGUGAUAUAGAUACAUUUAUCAAUAAGCAAGAUCCUAUUCAAGUGUAUCUUCAAGCAUGUAAACAAUAUCAAAUUCAUCCGUUUGAUAUUGUUAUUAAAGGAUUAAAUACUAAUACACUUGAUCUAUCUGAAAUGUCAAUAAAUGAUACUGAUUUAAAAAUUAUUUGUCUUGCAUUACGAAUUCAUAGAAAUAUAAAAUCGAUUCGAUUAAGAUCUAAUAAUAUUACAUCACAAGGUUGUGUUUAUCUUCAAGAAACAUUAAAAGAUAGUUAUACAAUUGAAGAACUUGAUAUUUCAAAAAAUCCAAUUAAAACAGAUGGAUUAGAAAUAUUAUCACUAUUAUUUAUGAAUGAUGAAAUGAAAAUGUCGAUUAUAAAAAAAUUAAAUUUAUCAUCAUGUGAACUUAUUGAUUCAGAUGGACCCAUUCUUAAAAAAAUAAUUAAAGGAGGUGAUAUGCUUCAAGAAUUAUAUCUAAGUGGAAAUCAACUCAGUACAAUAACAUGUAAAAAUAUUGGAUUAGUAUUAAAAGAUGCACCGGAAUUAAAAAUUCUUGAUUUAAGUUGGAAUAUGAUUCGUCAUAAUGAUAUACGUCCAAUAUGUAAUAGUUUAAAAGAUAAUCAAUCACUUGAAAGACUUGAUUUAAUGAUGAAUGGAUUGGAGAAUCAAGGUGCAAUAUUAAUUGGAAAUAUGUUAGCAAAUAAUGACAUAUUAAUCGAACUUAAUCUAUCAAAUAAUCGUAUUGAAAAAGAUGGAGCUGAUAUAUUUGCUUCGAAACUUGAAAUGAAUCGUAAAUUAAAAAAACUUUGGUUUGGUAAUAAUAAUAUUGGUACAUUUGGUUCUCUUGUUCUUUUAAAAGCAGUUGAUCAUAUUAAAAGUCAAAUUGAAUAUCUUAAUAUUGAAAAUGUGCUUAUUAAUGAUGAUUUUCUUGAUUUAUAUACACAAAUUAAUCAAUAUUUAAGACCACUUGAAGUUAUACAUGGUGGAAUUCGAGGAAAAUUAGGACGAUCACAUCCAACAUUACAUGGUUUUACUAUUAUGGAUGAUAUUGAUUUACGAUAUCUUGACAUAAAAUCAUUACAUGCACUAUUUCAACGAGAUCCUUUUAAAAUUCUUAGUCGAAUGGCGAAAGAAGGUGGAUAUGAUUUUCCUAGUGCACUUAAAAAAUGGGACAUGGAAGAACAUGGACAGUUAACUUAUUCGAUUUAUGUUAUUGAUUUUCCAAGUGCAGUUAAAGAUGCUGGUAUUAAUCUUGAUAAAACUCUUCAUUUUAUUCUAUGGAAUUAUCUCAAGAAAAUCGAAAAAAAAGGUUCUGUUAGUUAUCUUGAAUUUAUCACUCCGUUAUCAAAACUAAAUCCCAAACCGAUAUCAACUCGUAUCAAGAAGAAAUCUUCAUAG
Messenger RNA from Adineta steineri, 1731 nucleotides. Lineage: Eukaryota; Metazoa; Rotifera; Eurotatoria; Adinetida; Adinetidae. The record is from the annotation of a GenBank genome assembly.